UCUCUGAAGAGUGGGCUGAAGGCAUUUUAUUUCAAACCCCUAACUGAUGUAACCCAAGUUCGACUUCCAAUUCCGUUGCAUAGUAUAAGUCAGAGAACGGUGGUUAGAGUGAGCAUUUUUGCGAGCGAGUUUUUUUCUUUCCUGCCCCAGUAACAUCAGGAAUGGAUAUCAUGGAUGACUGUCACUUUUCUCCAUCCGAUCUAUUUUAUGAUAACUCCUGCCUUUCCUCGCCCGAGGAGGCAGACUUUGCAGAUGAUUUCGAUCAUAGGAUGGCUGUGUUCGGGGAUCACAAGGCACAGUCCCGUGGAACCGAUGAGGAGGAACACAUUCGAGCCCCCAGUGACCAUCACCAGCCUGGCCAUUGCCUGCUCUGGGCUUGCAAAGCUUGCAAACGCAAAAGCUCCACGACGGAUAGGAGAAAGGCGGCCACCAUGAGGGAGAGGAGAAGGCUCAAGAAGGUCAACCAGGCUUUCGAGACUCUAAAGAGGUGCACCAGCUCCAACCCCAACCAGAGGCUGCCUAAGGUGGAGAUCCUGAGAAACGCCAUCAGCUACAUUGAGAAUCUCCAAGAUGUGCUCAGGGAACAGGUAGCGAGUUAUUACAGACACCCGGACAACACCAGCUCCGAGCCAGCGAGCCCCACGUCUAACUGUUCGGACGGAAUGAUGGAGUGUAACAGCCCCGUCUGGUCCAGAAGGGGCAACAGUUUUGACAGUAUUUACUGCUCGGAAUUACAGAACGUUUGCCCCAGUAACCGGGGUCUUGGAGUUUCUAGUCUGGAUUACUUGUCCAAUAUAGUGGAGCGCAUCUCGCCCUCUGUGGAGUGCCGCACCCUACCAUGUCCAGAUGCAAGAAUAAUGUCCCCAUCCAUCAGUGACUCUUCUCAACCCACCACCCCCGCUCCAAACCAACCUGUCUACCACGUCCUCUGAAUCUUCAGCCAGCCAGGACUCCCCAACCAACGAUUCCCACCCACCCCAAGAUACCACAGCCAACCAUGUGACUGCAAAGCUUCAAAACAUAGCCUGUUUUCUUAAGUAGGACCACAUUUUUAUUGUAUAUUUGUAAAUAGCAUAAUAUUCAGUAGCCCUCAUCCAAAAUGAAUUGUAUUUAAUUGAAUAAAAUCAUGCUAGACUUUUAUAAA
This is a messenger RNA of Callorhinchus milii (elephant shark), 1144 nucleotides long. RefSeq names its product myogenic factor 5 (gene myf5). Lineage: Eukaryota; Metazoa; Chordata; Chondrichthyes; Chimaeriformes; Callorhinchidae. Gene Ontology annotation, molecular function: DNA-binding transcription factor activity, RNA polymerase II-specific; protein dimerization activity; RNA polymerase II cis-regulatory region sequence-specific DNA binding. Gene Ontology annotation, biological process: muscle organ development; regulation of transcription by RNA polymerase II; positive regulation of myoblast differentiation. The transcript is spliced from 3 exons. The coding region runs from base 162 to 932 and encodes 256 amino acids. The record is from RefSeq and is a predicted model, not a curated record.